AUGGCCCCACGACGCUCCCACACAAAGUCGCGUCAAGGUUGCGUUACUUGCAAACAACGACAUGUUCGUUGUUCAGAGGAUGGCCCGCCUUGCAAACCCUGUCGAAUCCGAGGGACUCCGUGCGUAUACGCUGCCGCUACAACAGUGACUCAAUCUCCUGUUCAACGCGAUAGCAAGAAACCCCCAAAGCCGAUCACCGCUCCCAUACAAGCACAGAGAUCAACCCGGUCACCCGAACACGAUUCUCGCCCCUCAGAGGAUGAACCGCCACUGUUCCCGGGCCAGCUUGAUAAGCGGUUCUUCGAGCUUCAGCUCAUGAACAGAUAUUCGACCACCACGUACAAGAGCAUGUGCACCCCGGUCGCCGAGGAUGACUAUUUCUGGCGCACGAAAGUACCGGCAAUGGCUCUACACUUUGACUUCUUACUAGAUGGGAUUUUCGCGGUGACUGCCUUCGAGAUUGCCGCCACAUACGACAACGACAGUUAUGUCGAUGCUGCGUUCGAAUUUCAGACGCGAUCGAUCAGCGCCUUCAGGCGUCACCUAGACCAUGCCCCUCCCGGGACCAUCGAGCCAAUGCUUUGCUUCUCCCUAAUGAUCAUGAUUCUCGCGCUGGCUUCGGCUCAGACCCAACCGGACGCGGCCUCCAGUCUGAACCUGGGCGGUAACGACAUUCUUCAAAGCACCAUCACACACUUUGAGCUGCUAGAAGGGGUUUGGGCUAUUGUCGGGCGGAACGCCGAUUACCUGGCAAACUCACCAUACAUCAGUCGAUUGAAGCUUUUUGAGGAGCUGCCGUUGACGACGCUCGACCCAGAAAUCGAAAGCGCCUUUUCGAAAUUGAGUGACUAUAACGAAGCUAGGAUUGGGUCAACGGUCAAUGAAGCGUACGAACACCGAGUCAAUCAGAUUUCCUUGUGGGAGACCUGUAAGAAGGCUCUGUCGAUGCUUCGAGAGUGUUUCGCCAAAUGUGCGGAUGAAACCUACAGCGGAUAUACUUUGGGUUGGCUCAACAUGGCCGGAGAUAACUAUAUCAAAGCCAUCAAAUCAGGGGAUACCACCUCCCUUUUGUUGUUGAUGUACUGGGGAGUUCUCUGCCAAAAAUCCGGCCAUCAGGCUUGGUGGGCGCGGAGCUACGGAGGUCUCCUUGUAGACGAGCUUGUGAGGACCAAAUUGGCCAAUCUCACAGACCCCGAAAUGAAAGCUCUAGUUACACUGGCGCAAGAAAGAGUCCGACAGUAUAGGUCUAAAGCUGCAUCCUGA
Molecule: messenger RNA, 1263 nt
Organism: Exophiala oligosperma
Lineage: Eukaryota; Fungi; Ascomycota; Eurotiomycetes; Chaetothyriales; Herpotrichiellaceae
Exons: 1
Coding region: 1-1263 (420 amino acids)
Biological process (GO): regulation of transcription by RNA polymerase II
Molecular function (GO): DNA-binding transcription activator activity, RNA polymerase II-specific; zinc ion binding
Source: RefSeq, a predicted model, not a curated record